CCAGUCUAAUUUUCACGGCGUCAAUUAUUUUUGUUACACAGGUAACUCUUCUGUAGGCUACAACGGAAAAUGGCCUUGCGAAUGUUUUGAGCUUUAGCUAAAAUAGCAAACUUGAACCUAGAGCAACGACGGAUAACACUAGCGCACUAUAUAUACACAAAGCAAGAUGGUGUUGGAACGCCAAAACCCUGCCUCAGGCAAACUUAAACCUCGGAUUUCAAAUAAGGAGCGUUUUCACUGCGUCAAUCCAGAGAUUAACCUCUCAUUGUACCCAGCAUUAAAGAACUGGCUUCCGUGCAAUCAUGAAUAUCACAUCUGUGACUACAAGACCAUAAGGCAGACUCAAGACCAUGUCGAUUUCUCUGCCACCAUGAGAAUGUCUAUAUCUACUAUUGAAGAAGUACAACAGUGGGUAAAGGACUCAACCAUCACCUGGAGGAUUGAUCGAACCAGACCACCUAAGGGACAGAGAGUUAUUUUUAAGGUGGACUACAGAUGCCACCACAACACAAAACCAAGAAACACCAUGGAACCAUCUGGGAGACGGACCAAAAACACAAACUGCCCUGCGAAAAUGAGCAUAACACUCCAUCGUCCACAGGGCAGCAAUGGAAGGCAGUGUCGGAGUACAGAUCCUCACAUGCCAGGUUUCCCAACGCUUGUGCACAUCACCAAUGAGCACAAUCAUAACUUGCAUGUACCAGAUGCAUUGAGAUACAAGGAUGUUGGACCAGAAGCCAUACUGAAGUUAAAGAAGCUUUUUGAAGUAGGCCAUACGCCAUCUACAGCCCUGGAUGUUUUAAAAUAUGACCUCCAGCUAGAGCUUGGAGAGGAUUACGCAUAUGCAUCAGCAGACAGAUCCAUCUGCCCUGACAUUCAGUUCUGCUACAGACUGUACCACCAGGUUUCUAAGUCUAUGAGAGAAGCCAGUCCAUCUUCCUCAAUUCUCCCCAGCCAAGACACAAGCCCGACCUGGGUGGCAGCUGAUCCGACAGGACAGACAUGCAUCAUGGAGCACGAGAUUGUCACCACAGAAAUUUCAGAGGUGGACAAUCCCACUGACAAGCUGAAAUCCUGCUUGUCUGAACUGUGUGACUACAUUGAGAAACAGCCAAGUGUGUGGUCUGCAACACAGGACUUUAUCAACGGGAUCGAACGGCUCCAUCACAACCCUGCGAAGCUAGCAUCAGCCAUGCAUGCAUUUGGCCGUUACAGCUGUCUCUUAAUGAAGAAAAGGGCUAAAACUAUGCGUAGGGGUUUUCAGUGUGCUGGACUUGCCAUCGCUACCCAGCCUACAGCAAUGAGGAGAAAGCAGAAGCCUGGAGGGAGGCGACGGCUGACUGUGGGAAGACAGGGCAACGCGACAUCUGGGCUGGACCAUGAGUACAGUCAGCCAGAAAAAAGACAGCGAUGUUCUGGCUCUCAUGGCUAUUCACACGGCAUGUCAAAAACCAAAUAACUAAAUUUGCUUUAAAACUUAGUUUUAGUAUAGCGGUUGUUGCCCAUCCUCCAUUUGCCUGAGAUUUGCCGGAGGUAGACAUGAGCUUAAUUACUAUUUGAUAUGGGUGUAUUUUUUUUUUUCUUUCCCCAAUAUAUAUAUAUAAUUUUUUACAGACAUUAUAAAAUUGGCUUGCUUUCUGAUUCAUAUUUCACACCUCAACCUCUGAUUAUGCCCACAAUAUUCCUAAAUCUGCACUUAUAUUUUUGUAGAUAUCUUUUUUGAGAUGUAGCAGAAUGGCACGACUCUCACUGUCUGCUCUAACAUCUGAAUUCCCAUAUGAGUCAUUCUAUACCUCUGGCAUGUAUAAAUAUACAUAUUGAAAUUUCUUUUUGCUUUAUAUAAGAACAUACAGGUUACUGCUGUUUCAGUGAAAUGAGCUGCAGUUCCCUGCCAUCAUCUCCAACUAUAAAACUUUACAAGUUUCACCUUUUUUCACAGUAUGAUAGACUGAAGCUAAAACGUGUAGAGAAACAAAUGAAAGCUUUAGAAAAUGGUGUGUGUACAUGAAUGUAUACUGUACUGUAUGCUGUAAAGGUAUUCAGUAAGAGGAAGGAAUCUUUGUUAAAUGCAUCACUGCUCUUGAAAACUGAGUUAGUAGGAACAAAUGAGUUUGUGUUGAAAAUGUGUAUCUGGCAGUGUUCUUAAAUAAGUACAUUACAAAAAUGCUGUUGUGAAAAAGAGGUAACGUUUUGUUAAAUGAGCAGUUGAAAUUUUAUUUAAUUUUAUUUAUUUUAUUUUUUUUUAAAUUUAGUUAUUGUAUUUUCUGAAGAAGUUUGAAUUGAAUUCUCCACACUCCUGCUCAUGAUGUUCUUCUUUUGCUGCAAAACAUGAUUCAUCUUCAAAGGUUUAUCCCUUGCCUGGACCCUUGGUUAUCUAUGCUAAAUUAUACAAUCUUGUGUAUAAUGAAUUUUGUUUGUUUUA
Tachysurus vachellii is the source of this 2422-nucleotide messenger RNA. RefSeq lists its product as uncharacterized. The transcript has 7 exons. Lineage: Eukaryota; Metazoa; Chordata; Actinopteri; Siluriformes; Bagridae. The record is from RefSeq and is a predicted model, not a curated record. The coding region runs from base 167 to 1459 and encodes 430 amino acids.